ACGUACUAAAACAAAUGACAGUACAGUACUUGCCCAUAGAGAAACCAUACUUGAUCAUAGGGAAUCAUUGGAGAAUCGUCGCUAUGGGGAAGUAUUCUCCAAUGAUUCUCUAUGGGCAAAUAUUCCCCAUGAUUUUCUAUGGGAAGUGUUCCUCAAUGCUUUCCUAUGGGAAGUAUGCUCCAGUGCAAGUACUGUACAGUCAUUUGUUUAGACGCGGGGAGCGCAAGGGAAGGGAGGGGGGAAGUCCCUCCCGCUCGCUCGCUCGCUCGCGCAUGCGCUCACAGAAGACCAGGCUACAGUUGAAUUCGGUUGAGAGCCUGAAAGUCCGUUAAACGGCCGCCCGGCAAGCUCGCGCCCUUUUGCGCACGGCACGCAACCGGCCUCUUUUCCCGCCCUUUUCCCCCUCUUCUCGAGGCCGUCGCGCGCCUCAAGUAAUAAUAAUCAUAACACAGAGAGAAAGCGCGCUUGGGGACAGAUUUCAUAUCUCUACUGGCAGGUUAUUCCAAAGCAGAUGAAAAAGUCCUCUGGGAAACCAUUUCCAGUCUAAUCCUGGCUGGUUGGAGUAAACAUUUCCCUGAGGAGCUGAAUGUACAGGAUGGAUUGUAAAGGAGAAGGCAACACUUUAGAUUGAGAAGAUGGAACAGGAUAAAUUGUUCAAAUUUAAAUUGUUUGUACCACCAAAACUGAAUAAUGCCCAGGUAUCUGCAGUCAAACCACAAACGCAUACACGAGAUGAAGAAUUCUAUCAGAAUUUUAACAAGAACACGAAAGAUGAUUAUAACUUGCCAUUUGGGAUGAAUAGUGCUUCAAAACAUAUAGAUGCCACAGGACCAGUUUCACAGAAAAUAAAACUUGUGCCUGAGAUUGAUCAAGAGAACAUGGAGACAGUAAAUGAGCUUUAUUCAAGACUUUACAAAGAAGCUGAAAAGAUAAAGAGAUGGAAAAUCACUGUAGAAUAUGAACUCAAGGAAAAGGAAAGAAAAUUUCAAGAAAACAGAAAGAUUAUAGAAGCCUUACACAAAGCCAUCCAGGAGUUACAGUUUGAAAAUGAAAAGCUAAGCCUAAAACUAGAAGACGAAAUACAUGAAAAUAAAGAUCUUUUAAAAGAAAACAAUACUACAAGACAUUUGUGUGACUUGCUCAAAGAAAAGUUUAUGCAAUCAGUGGAGAAGUCCAACAAAUAUGAACAAGAACGAGAAGAAACCAGACAGAUGUAUGUGGAUCUUAACAAUAACAUUGAGAGAAUGAUACAGGCCUUCGAGGAACUUCGUGUACAAGCAGAGAACUCCAGACUGGAAAUGUAUUUUAAAUUAAAAGAAGAAGCAGAAAAAAUGGCACAGCUUGACAAAGAACACAGAAGAGAGAUGAAUGCCAUGGAAAAGCAGGUAUCAUUAUUGACAAUGCAAAAUGGAGAAAAAGAUGAUAAAAUGAAACACUUAAGCAUUCAUUUACAGGAAUCAAGAGAGCUAAUUGCUGAGUUAGAAGAAGUACGAAAACAACAAGAUGAGAUACUGAAAGAGUCACAAAGCAAAAAACAGAGCUUGUUGACAGAACUGGAAGAAGCUAAAAGUUCUUUGCAAAAGACAGAGGAUACUUUAAGGAGUUUAGAAACUGAGUUGCAAGCUGCAGUGAAAACAUUAAUUCAAGCCACUGAACAGAAAGAAGUGACAAUAGAAGAGCUUAAACAAACUAAAAUUCUUCAUGCAUCAGAUAUUAAUGAACUUCAGAGUAAAGUUUUUAAUUUGAAGGAACUGCUAGAGAAAGAACAAAAGAGGCAGAAGGAAUUAAAUGAUGCAUCAGAUACAUUGUUUUUGGAACUUCAGAAGAAAUCAAAUGAACUAGAAUUGGUGGUGAAACUGAAAAAUGAUAGAGAAAAACAGGUUGAAGAAAUGGCAAGAGCAUUGGAAAGUUCAAAUGAAGUUCAAAAAGAUUUGAAGCAUCAAUUAGAAUGUGCACAAUCUGAAUGUAUUCUCUUAAUGAAAGAAAAAGAAAGUAGAAAUUCUAAUGACUCCAUCAUGAAGGUGCAACUCCAAGAGCUUUUAGAUGGAAAACAAGUUCUUGAGAAGACCUUUGAGAAAUUACAAAAAAGAGAAAAAGAACAAAGGGAUAUUGUUCAGAUCAGAGAGAAAGAAAUACAUGAUUUGGAAAUGCAGUUAUCUGGUGCAUAUGAAAAUAAUGAAAAUUGCUUACAACAACUUAGAACAGUGAAAGCAGAACUUGAAAAAGAAACAUUAAAGAACAAGCAACUAAAUAUGGAUUGGGACAAUCUCUUGAUGGACAAAGAAAACAUUACAACAGAAAAUAAUAAUCUGCUUAAUGAGCUUCGAAAGCUUCAAGAAGCUCUUAAGGAUCAGAAAAAAAUGAGAGAAAACGCUGAAAAGCAAACAGAAAACCUGAAAAAAACUAACAACCACUUAAGCAGUGAAUUGGAGUGUCUGAAAGAGGAAAUGAAGAAAAAUAAUGAAGAAGCAAAAAAUAAACUUGAUGAAACUGGAGAAAAUGUUAGAAACAUUGAAAAUGAACUUUCAAAAAAGGAAAAACAACUGAAAGCAUCAGAAAGCAAGAUUAAUAGUUUAAAGAAGCAGUUUGAAAACAAAGUGAAGACUGUUGAAGAACUACAACAAGAAAAUAAGAUUUUGCGAAAGAAAGUUACAACAGAAAGCAAGCAAUCCAGUAUUAAUGAAGGAAAGGUGAUCAAAUUACAGCUGGAACUUGAAAAUACAAACAAAUUGCAUAAAGAAGCAAUUGAUAGCUACAAAAAUGAAACUGAGAUAGCUAAGGCAGCUGAAGCAGAACUUCACAAAAAGCUAGAAGCAAUGAAAUUGGUAGCUGAUGAAGCAGUGAAAAUUCAGAAAGAAACAGACAUUCGAUGUCAGCACAAAAUCACUGAAAUGGUGGCACUUAUGGAAAAGCAUAAGCGCCAAUAUGAUAAAACAGUUGAAGAAAAAGAUACAGAAUUAGAAUACUAUAAGACAAAAGAACAAGAACUAACAUCAGCAAUAGAAUUAUUGGAGAGAGAGCUUUCCUGUAAGAAAAAUGAACUUUCUUCACUUCAAGAGCAGCUUAAAAUUGAAAUAGAAGAGAAGGAACAUCUAGCAAAAGAAAGAAAUAAAGAUGAUAUUUCUAAAAAAGAGAAAAUGCAUAAGAAUACACAAACACACAUUUUGGAGACACCUAAGACCAAUUUAAAAUCUCCACCACUUCAUUCCAAAAACAAUGCAUCCCAGAAUUACAUAGCUACUAAUGUGAAUAAGAUGGAAUACACAGAGAAGGCUUCAUGGACUCCAGCAAAGAUUUACACUGUGAGAACACCUCCAAAAUCUAAAUUGCAAAGAGAAAGCACCAAUCUACACUCAGAAGAAGGAAAAAAGAAAAAGAGAAAAGUUAUUUUAGAAAUGGAUACACGGUCAGAUAGCUCUGAGAACAAUGACCUUCUGAGUCUUGUGUCAAAAGAAGAAAAGUUUAAGCAACUGUAUAAAGAUCCACCAGUUCCUCAUGUCAUGACACCAAAUGUUAUGACACCAAAAAAGUUUUGUAUGCAGAAUCAAACUCCGUCCACACUCAAAACUCCUGGAUCCUCAGUGAACCUUGCUUCUGUAAGAAAGAUGCAAGAGGCUGGAUGGUCUGCAAUCUCCAAAAUGGACAGAAGAAAUAAAAUGAAAGAAGCUGGAAAACUCUUUUCAUAAACUAAAAAGUUAGUACUGUUAAGUAACUAAUGGUUUUGCUUAUUACUUUAUUUAAAUCAACAUUACCUUUGUUAUAUGAUAUUAUAAUAACGUUUUUACACUAGCAUAUUCUGAUUAAAUUGAAAAGACUGAGUACUUAAGGUAUUAAAAAAAAGUUUCUCAAGAGCUUAUAGCAUGAUCCAUCAUCCUUUCCAGAUACAGCUGCAUAUGUGGGGAAAAGUCAGGUUCAGUAAAGCCCUCUUUCCUCCCUUCUGGGUUCUAGCAUACUAGUAAUUUGUACACAGGAUCCUGGGGAGAAUAAUGAUGCAUGAAAAGGUUUAUGUAGGACUAUAGUGAAAAUGAAGGCUUGUACACCAGUAUGUGUCCCAUAGCAGAUGAGCACUGGAGGAAUAAGGAAGGAGGGCUCCAGUGAACUCCAUGUCAAUAUUUUCAGCUGCAAUAUAUGUUAAUAUAAGCAGGUAAAAGUCUGAGAGCUUUUUUACAGUUAGGAAAAUUAGUUUCAUUAAAAUAUGGAUAAGAAACAUUUAUUUUAUUAAAUUAAGUACAGUAUUUUAAUCAGUCUUUAUUGUUACAACCAUAACAUAAUAAUAAUUACUACAAAGCAAAAUGUUCACAAUAGCAAAGAGAUCUAAUUAAGCUGAUUGAAUUAACAUGUCAUAAGUUAGUACUAUGGCCUAUUCUCAGUAUGAAUGAAGCUGGAUCCAGCCCAGUAUUGUCGUGAAGCAAUCAAACUGAGUACCAUUCAUCAUUAAGUUGCAAAGAAUUGUUAGCUAGUCCUAUAUGUGUUGUAAAUGGUUCUAUGUUUUAAUAAACUUCUUCAUUAAUUCUG
This is a messenger RNA of Sceloporus undulatus (fence lizard), 4515 nucleotides long. RefSeq names its product synaptonemal complex protein 1 (gene SYCP1). The coding region runs from base 636 to 3686 and encodes 1016 amino acids. The transcript is spliced from 34 exons. Gene Ontology annotation, cellular component: synaptonemal complex; central element; transverse filament. Gene Ontology annotation, biological process: lateral element assembly; meiotic DNA repair synthesis; chiasma assembly. Gene Ontology annotation, molecular function: double-stranded DNA binding. The record is from RefSeq and is a predicted model, not a curated record. Lineage: Eukaryota; Metazoa; Chordata; Lepidosauria; Squamata; Phrynosomatidae.